AUGGUAGAAGUGUGGACUACGCAGGAGGAGGAUGAUUUGGCCACUUUAUGGUUAGAGAAUCCAUGUCUGUAUGACAUACAGUCUGCAGAAUAUCGGAAUCGAGUUGCAAAGGAAACAGCAUUAAAUGCUAUUGCACAACUACUGGAGAUGACUGCACGGGGGAAGCACGGUGGAAGCACAGUGGAAGCACGGGGGAAUUCACGGAGGAAGCACGUUGAACACUCGGCGGGGAAGCCACCGGUGGAAGCACGUGGAAGCACGGUGGGAAGCACGGUGGAAGCACCGCGCGGGAAGCACGGUGUGAAGCCACGAGGGGCACGGGGGAAGCACGGCUGGGUAAGCACGGUGGGAAGCCGGUUGGAAGGCACCGCGUUGGAAGCACGGUGGAAGCACGCGUGGUUAAGACGUGUAUGUAAAGCACGGUGGAAGCCGGGGGGAAGCACGAGUGGCGCGCACGGUCGGAGCACGGUGGGAAAGCGACGGUGGAGCACGGUGGAAGCACGUGGAAGCACGGGGAAAGCACGGGAAAGCCGGCAGGAGCACGGUGGAAGCACGGGUGGCGAGCACGGGGAAGCACGGGGGAAACGGGGGAAGCACGGUGGAAGCACAUUUGAAGCACGAGAGAAGCACAGGGAAGCACGGGUGAAGCACGCGUGGCAAGCCACCGGUCGGCACAGCACGAAGCCACGGGGAAAGCACGCGAGAAAAGCACGGGGGAGCACGGUGGAAGCACAGGGAAACACGGUCGUGGGGAACACGGUCUGUGUGGAAGCACAGGUUGGAAGCACGAGAGAAGCAUCGGGAGGCAAGCCACAGUGUAAGCACGGUCGAAGCACGGUGAGUGAAGCACAGUGGAAGACGUGGAAGCAUGGGAAGCAUUGGGAGAAGCACGGGGGGAAGCACAGGGGAAGCACGGGGAAGCACGGCGGGGCACGGGGGAAGCACGGCGGGACCACGGGGAAAAGCACGUGGGGAAGCCACGCGUUGGAUAGCACGUCGUUGGAAACACGGUGGAGCACGUGGAAGACGGGGGAAGCACGGGGAAGACGGAGGAAGCACGGUGAAGCCACGCGGAGGGAGCAGGAGGGAAGCAACGGGGAAGCACGGUGGUUAGACGUCGGAAGCCACGGUGGAAGCACGGUCGGAAGCACGGUGAAGCACAGUGGUAAGCAGGGGAAAGCACGGUGGAAGCACGCUGGAAGCACGAGGGGAGCACGGGGGAACACGGGGGAAAGCACGGGGGUCAAGCCGGUGAAGCACUGGUGGAAGCAACGGCGGGAAGCACGGGGGAAGCACGUGUUAAGCACGGGGAAAGCACGGGGAAAGCACGAGGAGCCAGGUAGGAAGACGGCGGGAAGCACGGUGAAGCACGGGGUGGGGAGCCGCGGGCAAGCACGGGGAAGCACCGGCGGACACGGGGGAAGCACGGUUGGAAGCACGGGGAAGCACGGGGGAAGAGCCGUGAAAGCACGGUCGUUAAAGCACGUCGAAGCAUGGGAAGCACGGUGA
This is a messenger RNA of Priapulus caudatus, 1509 nucleotides long. RefSeq lists its product as uncharacterized. NCBI's taxonomy places the organism in Eukaryota, Metazoa, Priapulida, Priapulimorpha, Priapulimorphida, Priapulidae. Bases 1 to 1509 code for a protein of 502 amino acids. The transcript is spliced from 4 exons. The record is from RefSeq and is a predicted model, not a curated record.